Molecule: messenger RNA, 5931 nt
Organism: Fusarium pseudograminearum CS3096
Lineage: Eukaryota; Fungi; Ascomycota; Sordariomycetes; Hypocreales; Nectriaceae
Exons: 5
Coding region: 1-5931 (1976 amino acids)
Biological process (GO): RNA export from nucleus; protein import into nucleus; post-transcriptional tethering of RNA polymerase II gene DNA at nuclear periphery
Cellular component (GO): nuclear pore; nuclear pore cytoplasmic filaments
Molecular function (GO): structural constituent of nuclear pore
Source: RefSeq, a predicted model, not a curated record
AUGUCUUUCGGCGGCGGUUUCGGAGGCUUCGGCCAAACCAAUAACAAUAACGCCCAACCCUCAGGAUUUGGAGGUUUCGGUGCGACCAACAACAACACCACCACUCCAGGCUUUGGAGCUACCAAUACUGGUGGAUUUGGCCAACCCAAUACCACUUCUAGUGGCCUUUUUGGAGGCGGCAAUAACAACACCACAGCAGGCAGCUUCGGCUCAACGACUGGAGGUUUUGGCGCAACCAACACUGCCGGCGGUUUCGGAGCGAAGCCAGCCUUUGGAUCUACCACUGGCACGACAGGCGGCGGCCUCUUUGGUUCCGCUGCCACAAAUACCACCGCUACUACUGGCACAGGAUUUGGAGGCUUCGGAAACACUGCGAACAACACCGCUACGACGUCGGCGUUCGGCGGCAACACAGGAGGUGGCAUGUUUGGAGGCAACACUGCCAACAAGACUGGCUUCGGCGCUGCGGCCCCCACAGGCGGUUCGCUCUUCGGUGGAGGCGGCACCACCACGGCCAACACCUCGACUGGUUUUGGUUCUGGCUUCGGUACUGCCAACAACAACACCAUUGGCGGCGCUGCGGGCGACCCUCCUGGCACUGCUAUUACACCUUUCCAGGCUCAUACUGAGAAAGAGCCCAAUAGUACAGCAACCAACUCAUACCAAAACGUCCUGUUCCAGGACCCUUACCAGAAGUGGUCUGCCGAGGAACUUCGACUUACCGAUUAUGUCCAAGGGAGACGGCAUGGCAAUGCUACUGGUGGUGGUGCGUUUGGAGUGAGCUCUGGUUUUGGCGGAGGGUUUGGCGCUAACACGAACACCACCACAACUUCAGGUUUCGGAGCGAACACAACGGCCAGCACUGGUGGCGGUCUCUUUGGAUCAAACACAGCCAACAACACCACAACCCCAAGCACUGGUUUUGGAUCUACUGGCUUUGGUGCCGCCGCCAACAACAAUACCGCUACUGGCGGAGGAUUGUUUGGCAAUACCGCUAACAAGCCUGCUGGAGGUCUCUUUGGCGGCAACACUGCGCAAACGAGCACGACUGGUGGUGGUCUCUUUGGAGGAGGAGGAGGAGGAAAUACUGGCACAACAGGUGGUUUCGGCGCAACAAACACGACUGGAACUGGCUUUGGCCAGACGAACACCAACACGGCGGGGGGCGGUCUCUUUGGCAACACCCAGAACAAACCUGCUGGUACCGGCUUCAGUUUUGGCAACACAAACACCAACGCUACUACAAGUGGGUUUGGAGCUGCCGCUGGUACGACGAACAGCGCUUUUGGAGCCAACAAUGCGACCCAGAGCACGGGCGGUGGCCUCUUUGGUGGCCAGAACAACACCCAAGCUGCCGGUACCGGUGGUGGCCUUUUCGGCCAGAACAACAACCAGGCUCAACAGACUACUGGCUCCGGUCUCUUCGGUGGUCAAAACAACCAGGCUCAGCAGCAAUCUGGUGGUUUGUUCGGCAACAAGCCUGCUGCCCCUAGCGGCGGUUUGUUUGGAGGCGGUGCUGCGGCUCAGACGAACACUGGCGGUGGUCUCUUUGGAAACACCCAGCAACAAACAAACACAGGUGGCUUUGGCGCAGCUCCUAACAAUACUGCUUCUGGCGGUCUGUUUGGCAACAAGCCUGCUGCUCCUAGUGGCGGUCUGUUUGGAGGCGGUGCCACGGCCCAGACGAACACUGGCGGCACUGGGAUGUUUGGUGGUCUAGGCUCGAACAACCAAGCCCAGCAGAACACCGGCACCGGCCUCUUUGGCAGCGCCAACCAGCAGCAGAAGCCUGGUAUGUUCGGUAGUAGCACAAAUAACACUGGCGGCGGCGGUCUCUUUGGAGGCCAGAACAACCAAAGCGCUGGUAACUCGUUGUUCGGUGGUAGCACGAAUCCGCAGCAGCAGCAGAAUGGGGCUUCAAUUCUCGGCAACAGCCAGUCUGCCAACGCUCCUCAGGGUCUAACUGCCAACCUCAACGAUGUCUCUGCAUUCGGAUCUCCUGGCCUUUUCGCCGGCUUGGGAGGAAACGAGGUCCAGAACCCCGGCCCUCUCGCUACCCCUCUCAGCGGCGGCUCCAAGCCUAGGAGGAGCUCCAUCCUGCCUAUGUACAAGCUGGCCCCUGCCUCUGCCUCUCGAUAUGCCACCCCCCAAAAGAGAGGAUUCGGAUUCUCUUAUAGCGCCUAUGGAACUCCCUCAGGCAGCCCAGCCAGCAGCAUUUCCAGCACACCUGGUAACCUCGGUCACAGUCUGUUAGGAUCUAGCAGAUCUGGAAACCUCAGCAAAAGCUUGUCAAGCAACAACCUGCGCCGUAGCUUCAAUACCGAAGACAGUAUCCUUGCCCCUGGAGCUUUCUCUAAUGGAGCUCAGCCCAGAUGGUACGGCAGUACUGGCUCGAAGAAGCUUAUCAUCAACCGAGACAUUAGAAGUGAUCUCUUCUCUACCCCCCAAAAGGAUAAAGCUAUCGAUAACGGAACCGGUUCUCGCAAGCUGUCUAAGCGUGUCAGCUUUGACACUACCAAUGUUGAUAUGGAUGAUAGCACUCCUGUACGCGGUGCACUGCCUGCUGCUAGCGAUGUCGACAGUCCAGCCAACGAUGAGACCCCUCGCCAGUCCCGCGCAACUAACGCAUCACCCGGCUCAAAGACUCCCGAGAUGGAGGAAGUCAAGGGCAAUGAGCUGGCUAUCGUUCACGAGGAGGAUGUCACUGUGACUCCAGAGGCAUCAUCUGUCAGCAGUCCUGACAACACUCCUGGCCAGUACUGGAUCUCACCUCCUAUGGAAGAUCUUGAGAAGUUGAACCGUAUGCAGCGACAAAAGGUUGACCAGUUUACUGUGGGUCGUGAUAAUGUCGGCUACGUGUCUUUCAAGGUCCCUGUUGAUAUCAGCAACAUUGACCUCGCUGAUAUUUGUGGUACUCUGAUUGUGCUUGAGCCUCGCUCGGCCACUGUGUACCCCAUUUCUGCUAAGAAGCCCCCGGUCGGAAAGGGUCUCAACGUGCCUGCAAAGAUUGCGCUUGAGCAGUCCUGGCCCCGCGGUGGUCGUGAUAAGAGGGUUGCCAGCGACCCCAAACGGUUUAACAAACAUGUGGAGCGUCUCAAGCGAAUCGAGAACACGACUUUUGAGAGCUACGACAAGGAUACUGGCAUCUGGGUAUUUUCAGUUGAACAUUUCACUACCUACGGUCUUGAUGACGAUGACUCUGAUGAUGACGAUAUGGCCGAGGGCGAGGCUGUUCCUACUCAAGAGAUGGCUUUCGAUGCCUCCAUCAACUCCGUGGACUUUCUCCCAGCAGACAACACCUUCGACUUUCGGAGCCAUCGUGGUCUGCCUGGCGGAUUUGAUGAGCAGCCACAAGUUUUAGAAACCCAGAUGUCUGGUCAGCAGUCUUUUUUAGGGGUUAGCUCCGCGGAUUCUGCACCCAACGAUGUCAGGCUGUCCCUCGAGGAGGAGUAUGCCGAUGACAUGGGUGACGAAUAUGACGUGUCCGAGGACGAAGACAUGGCGAGGUCUUCUCUCGAACAGCAUCUGGCCGCGGAGCUCGACGAUAACUCGUCCGAGGGUGUCCCGGAAGCCGUCAAGGCUACCCCUGGAGGCAUUCUCAGAGCUAGAAUGCGAGCUGUAAAGGACUCUGCUGGUCCAAUGCAGCUCGAAGUUGCAGAUGGCGACGAUUGGAUGGAAAUGUUGAGAAAGACUGUCAGCCCAGUCAAGCGAGAUCGACAACUUUUGAGAGAGAUGAAUGAGUCCCCAUCAAGAAAAACUGGCGUGUUGAUUGAUCUUGACAAGAGUGGAACUGACACCAUGCGAAAAUCAUCAAUCUGGAGGAAGAGCACAGCAAAGCAAGAUAGAUUGGAUAAUCUUGCGGCAAGCACCAUUGGCAUGGAUAAAGGUCGUGGGUUUGCGACUAGCAUCGAUCUCAUGAACUCACUGUUUGAGAAACCCAAGCCAGCAUCCCAAAACAUGCAAGCCUCAAUGUCUGGCAAAGGCUUUCCCAAGUGGCCCUACCAGAGACAAGACAAGACGAUGACCUUGGACGGAUACGAGAAAGCCUUCCACGACGCUGGCCGACCUACCUGGGGACCGGAUGAGAUGCUUGUUGUUCCUCGACCCCUGGUCUCGGAUGGUGGUCGACGAUCCCUCACCCAACAUGCCGAUAUCCUUUCUUUUCAGCGCUCUACAGUACAGACUGAGACGCAGGAGGUUCGCUUAGCCACCUUUGCGACUGAGCACUCCAAGCGAUACCUCGGCAACCAGGACAAGCUUACUGACAUUCGAAUUGUGGAUGAUGUCCCCUAUGCGGUACUCAACGCUACUCAUCUCGAGGACGUUUUCCACCACCAGGACAUGAACGAUCCCGCAAGCAUGCAGGAGAAGCAUGUGUGGGAGCUAGCCAGCAUUCUCUUCGAUCCACUUGGCGAAUCUACCCAACCCGAACACCUCCUUCGUAGAACCAAGCUUUCUCACUUCUGGUCUCAUCUGGUGGAUUCGGCUUCAUCAACAACCAUCGGCCUUGCUAGAUCGAGCGAAGAAAAGGCCGUCGCUUGUUUGGCCGGCCAUCGCAUCGUUGACGCCUGCAAGCACCUUCUUGAUGGAAAGAACUUUCGCCUUGCUACUCUGCUUCCUCUCAUUGGCACCAGUGACGCUGCCAAGAAAGACAUGCGAGAACAGCUCAAGGCUUGGCAUGAAUCGAAAAUGCUUUCGGAGUUUUCUGAAUCGAUCCGUACUAUCUACGAGCUUCUCUCGGGCAAUGCAUGUGUCUGCGAAGGUAUGAAGGGCGUACCAGUCGAGGAUCGUCUGGAUUCUUUUGUCAUUUCGAAGAAGUUCGGUCUUGACUGGAAGCAAUCCUUUGGCCUUCGCCUUUGGUACUCGAUCGGCCAGGACGAUGAUUUGGCGGCUGCAGUGACUGGAUUCAAGAAUGAUGUUGACCAGGAGAGAGAAUAUCUGCCAUUGCCUUGGUAUAUUGAUCAAGGUGUCAAGCCUCUCUGGGAUGAUGUCGAUGCUGAAAACCGACAAGAUCUUCUCUGGGGUCUUUUGCAACUGUAUGCCAGCGAUGCUUCUGACCUUGAGGCUGUGUUGCGCCCCGAGAACUCACAACUUUCUCCUCUUGACAUGCGUUUGACGUGGCAGCUUGGUCUCGCUCUCUCAUCCAGCGGCAAGGUUUCCUUCGGCCAAGACAGUGCAGAGAAGGCUGACGCAGCUACCGUUGCUUUUGCCUCCCAACUCACUAGCGCUGGUGAAUGGCUUGAGGCUGUAUUCGUUCUGCUGCAUCUGAGCAAACCACUUGCCCGCAAGAUGGCCAUCCAGGAGCACCUUGCUCGGCAUGCUGGUCUUAUUGGAGACGAGAACUCGACCGCGUUCGGUAUCCUUACAGAGAAGUUUUUGAUCCCUUCAUUGUGGAUUUGGGAGGCUCUGGCUUUGUACAUGCGCAGUGUGAAAAAGGAUGCAUACUUGGAGGUUCAGUGUUUGUUGCGUGCUGCCUCCUUUGUGGAGGCUCAUCGUGUUCUCGUCAAGGAGGUUGCCCCACUCGCCAUCGUCGAGCGUGACUACGCAAAUCUAUCCGCUCUCAUUUCUCAAUUCGAGGGUCGACAGGAACUCAUAUCGGAUUGGUCAUUGGGAGGUGAGAUUUACAGCUUCUUCCUUGCUCUCAUACAGCACCGCGCCAAGCACGAGAUUCCGCCACAGCACAUUCUGGAGAAGCUCCUCGCCGGUCUGCACGCGAUGAAUGAAGAAGCAGGAGAUGCUGGCGUUCUAAGAUAUGCUGCUGUGUCGGAUAUGGCAGAUGAGACUGCCAAGGAGAUUAUCAAGGCCAGUAAGAAGAAACAGGAUACGGAACUAAGGUCUAGAAUACUUAACUUGCCUCUGACACAAGACCGUCUACUGGCUUACUCGGUCGAUUUGAGUAUGGAACGAUACCGGGAAGUAAUGUCCCACUAG